UGCUCAAGCUUCCAAAAAUUUGGAAUGCUGAAGCUGUAGCGAUGUUUGCACCAUGCCACCAGCGAGGUCCCUUCCUGCGCUUCGGGGCUUCCCUUCAAGUUUUAGAAAUCGCUGGGUUGCUCACGAUGAGCGCUGCCACUCUUUGUCCGGCCACAUGCUCGGCAACAGUGGAUGGCUCGUCGUGGCCCUGCAGAUAUCACGGCAACGGUUGCAAGGUGAACAUCACCAACACAGAUGCAUCACGACUGGUCGACAUCAAUGUGGCCGUCAUCAACCCGUAUGUUGGUGGUCUCGGCGAUCUCAUGACAAUGGUAGAGCCCUCCAUUGCACAAGCAGUUCAAGACAUCGAAAGCAGCAGUUUUCUGCCAGGUUUUCGGCUCAAUGCCUACCUCGUGGACUCGAAGUGCACGGUUCCCGAUGCCACAACUGCUGCUGUGGCAGCCAUGACCACAGGACCCCAAAAGCACAUCGUUUUCAGUGACUCCUGCAGCGCUGCGUGUGAAGCCGUCAACGAUGCGCUGCGCCAUUUCCAGGUCCUCCAGGUCGGUUCCGGCUGCGUUUCGGUGAGCUUGAGCAACAGUGAUCGCUACCCAUAUUUCACCCGCAUGGCACCGUCGUUUCGCUUCAAUGUGCUUUCGAUCUACGAGCUUUUCAAGUUUUUAGGUUUUCAACGGAUUGGAACUGUCUACGGCUACCGUGGCAUUAACAAUUUGGCUAAAGAUUUGCUACUUGAGAUGAUGGCAAAUGACAACGCUGCUGGGACAUAUUCGUGGACAUCGCUCUUUACCCACAGAGUGGAGUUUAUCGAAGAUGCACAAGCUGCUGUAGAUUUGGCCGCCAGCAAGGAUUCAAGGAUUAAUAUGAUGGCUCUCUACGAACUGGAGGGCUCCAUGCUUCUGUGCCAAGCCUUCAAAAAGAAUAUCUUGACGCCAGACUUCAACUGGUUUGUGUCCUCCGGAUGGUGGAAUGCAAACUACAUCACGCUCACUGCUGGAACCGAAAAGGUUCCCUGCACUGUGAAUGAGUUGCAUCGGGCGUCGUACGGUUUGAUCGCCAGUGAUCGUGGGCCGAUGCUAAACACGGCAGAGAUCCAUUCACUGUCAGGGAGAAGCCUUGCAGAUCUGUACAGCGAAUACACUAACCUCUGUGAGGGCUUCGCCAAUGGAAAGGGAUCUUGCAACCAUCAGUGGGCAGGUUACUUCUACGAUGGAAUGUGGCUCAUUGCGUCCAUUCUCCAUACCUUUCUGAUUACUCAGAACAGGUCUUUCAGCGAGUUGGCCACAAGUCAGUCAUUGCAAGACCUCUACGAGCUGUCUUUGGGGAUCGACUUCUAUGGACAAACGGGUCGCGUCCGACAGUUCAACUCAGUUGAUCCCAAGACCACGCCGCCCUCCUAUGGCGAUCGAGAUGGCAUUGUUCUUCUCCGCCAGGUGACAGGACCUCCAGACUCUGCCUUCAUCCAACUGGCCUUUCGAACGGAGGAUGGUCUCGAUUUUAAGACAGAUGUUCUCUGGAGCUCGACAGAUACAAACAAAAAGUUGCCCUGUACUGGCACCACCUGCAAUUUCGCUGGCGGUUGGGUGCCACCAGACAGGACGACUCAGUGCGAGGCAGGUCGUACCUGGACGCUGACAGAUGGCUGCAAGAUGUGUCCUGAAGGCUCUUUCGCUUCGUCCGGGGCGUGUGAUCUUUGUUCGCCAGGGACCUUCAGUGGCGCACCAGGAGCUACGGCCUGUACUCCAUGUGGACUGGGGAACUACACGCAGCUGCGAGGAUCAGUGAGGUGCUUUCAAUGCUCUGAAGGUAAGUACAUCAACCAGAGGCAGUCGACAGAGUGUCUUGAUUGUCCCACAGGCACCUAUGCCAACGUGCGCGGCCUUUCGCAGUGCACUGCUUGUCCUCAAGACACCGAAACCGCCUUCGAGGGCGCUUCCUCAGAAGAUAUGUGCGUUUGCAGCUCCGGUCAGCGACUACUCAAUCACAUCUGUGUUGCAUGUGAGAAGCAAGAAAUUUGUGAAGGUGGGCGCAUCGUUGGCUUCAGGCCGACGAAUGAGGCCUGGAUCAACACGUUGGAUGUGGCUGGAGCCCAACGAGCUCUAAGCCAAACGCGUCUCAGCCGUCGGGAUGUGUCGGGAUCAAACUUCAAAGAAAUUUUGAACUCGCUGGGGAUUGCUAAGAACUUCUUUCUGGUCGCCUUGGCAAUUCGAGUAGAGGAAAGCAAGGCGAAUAUGAUGAAUGCCAUCACCAAGUUCGACAACACUCUCUCUGCCAUGAUAAGUGGUGAUGAGAAUCUCAAUAUCAUCGCGUCGCCGAACCAGGACGUUUCUGAACCGAUUCACAAAUGGAACUUAUUCGAGCACAACGACCAGGAGGUAUCAGCUGCGCUGGAAGCAACGCGGAUUCUUUGGAUACCCCUUAAGUCUCUAAUGACGGAGAAGGUGGAGACCAUGGCGAGUGGAGUGGUGGAUAUGGUUGACAUCGUGCACGUUGUGGAGCAAACCACAUUGCUGAGGAUGUCAGCACAAGCUGUCGUCGAUGCUUGGGGUGAAGCUGCUUCAACUGCUGGUGCACAUUUGAAUGGUUUGUUGGUCGAUAUUGCUGGGCGUCAGCGGAUGCUGAUCCAAAGGAUGUGCAAAGAAGCUUUGAUCAUUGCCCUCGGAGUCUUGGUAUCAGAGACGAGAGCAACACUGACAUCAGUGGCAUCUCUGUUUGAAGAGACACAGGAGGGACUCGUGUUCGGCAUCCCGGCAGUCGGAAUUCCCCAACUGCGAUCCAUGUGUACGAUGCACCAGAUGGGUGAGGUGAGCUUCUACUUCCGACAGGUUCGGCCCUACAUCCGCGAAAUUACCAAUGCACCAACAAUUCAAGAAAGCUCCUCCGUAGCUGCACGGGUUGCGUCCGAUCUCGCCAGCUUGACGGAUCCGUUUUUCCAAAGCAUGGCCGCUGCUGUGGCGCUCUUCAGCAACGAUACAGCAUCAUGCAAUCCGCUGGAAAGCAUCACAGAGAGUGAAUGGCUGGCACUGACCGAAUGCAUUGCGAAUUCUCGAAUUGGUGUCACUGAAGCUAUGCGGCACUAUAUGCAGAUUGCGAAUGGCUUGGCCGCCCAAGCAAGCAAAGUCGAGCUGUCGGUCCUUGUGGCCGAGCAAUCACAGCUGCUUCAAGACUUGGUGCAGGGCCGGAAGUUGGAGAACAAGCCGGCACCUCCAACCCAGCAGAUGCUUGACAAAUUCAUUUCGGUGACCAACAUGUGGAACACCUUCUCGGUGGGUUUAGAAGAAGCUGUGCGGCAAACAACCAUCCCAGAGGUGGAUGUGGCGCUGCAGAUCCGUUUGCAAAGUUCUUUGCUACAGGAUUUGAACGACGUCAUGGAUUUACAAGUGCAAGCUGGGGCUGCAGCAGGCAGCACUGUACAGAUAAGACUCCUGGAUCUUACCCACAGGCAACAAUUUCAGUUUCACAACUUGCCCAUCCAGGUGUACAAGGUCCUGUUUGGAGCAAUACCAGCCGAGGAGUUGAAUACCACGGCGCAGGCCUUCCGUUCACUUCGCCGGGAGCUGAUUAUGGGAGCUCCAGCGACAGAUGAACGAAUGGCCUUGCAGAAAAUCACAGAUUUGUGCAUCGUCCGUGGUUUGGCAGAAGUGAUGAACAACUACUACCAGUUGGAGCGAGCGUGUUUCCAGAUCGUGAGCAACCAAUCAGAUGCCGUGAGCAUCGUGAAUCAAGUCAGUCCUGCAGGCGUUGCUGCAAUGGCAUCAUCUUCUAGUGACAUUUACCAUUUCUAUCAAGGACAGCCAGCCAGUUGCGGGAACAUCAGCUUGGCCAAAGGCGAUUGGGAGCUGCUGAUGUCGGAGGUCACCGUGCUGGCAGGUCUGGCUGAGGAUGCCAUGACCGCCUUGAUCUCGCAGACCGUCACUGGUGAAAUGACUGCCUUGAGAGAUUCCAUGGACCGCCUCAUCAUGGGUUCACCACAUCCUUUUGUGCCAGUCCAGCCUACGCAGGCACUCUUCAACCGAAUCAUCAACCAGUUGCAACCCCUGGUGGAAACCUUCCUGGAAGCGGACGCGACUUAUCAAAUGGUGGAGCCCCAGGAGACUUCGAUCAUAGCUCAGGCCAAAGGUCUCUUGCGCUCGUACUCGGACAAGGCACUUGAGCUUGAACCAGAAUGGCCUGGCCAAAGAGUUCGAGUUGCGAUGUGGCAAGUGGUUCUGGCCAAAAAAGUCUACAAGGAGGCUAUGGCAGAACGCUUUGAUGUUGGAAGACAGCUCUCAUCGGCUGAACAGGAAUUCGAGACGGCGCACCAGCAACUGAAAGAUGGUGGUAGUGGUUUUGCAGCUAUCAUCGAUGAGCGAGAGGACUUGCUUGGUCAGUGGAACCGCAUUGGGGCUACAUGGGCAACUUUCAAAAACAACCAUGACGAGACUUGGCCGCUCUGUUGA
Cladocopium goreaui is the source of this 4436-nucleotide messenger RNA. The record is from the annotation of a GenBank genome assembly. Lineage: Eukaryota; Dinophyceae; Suessiales; Symbiodiniaceae.